Messenger RNA from Bufo gargarizans (Asiatic toad), 3093 nucleotides. RefSeq names its product zinc finger protein 585A-like. The transcript has 6 exons. The record is from RefSeq and is a predicted model, not a curated record. Gene Ontology annotation, biological process: regulation of DNA-templated transcription. The coding region runs from base 289 to 3060 and encodes 923 amino acids. Lineage: Eukaryota; Metazoa; Chordata; Amphibia; Anura; Bufonidae.
GUCUACUUGGUCGCUGCCUCCGGUGCCGAGCGAAGAAUAAAGCCGGACCUGGUGCAGGAAAAAUUGGUUCGUUACCGCGCAGUGCAAGGAAAUUCUAAUUUGUGGCAAAUCGAAUUUUUCCUGAAAUUCGGAUUGAAGUCAAUUAGUUUAACUUUGAUUCGCUCAUGUGUUGAUCUGAUCUCACCACUGAAGCUGGGAAAACAGAACCCUACCGGGAGGACCAGGGCGGCGCCGGCGCCGGGAUCUGUCCGGAAAGUGACAUUUUGGAAUGCAGUCCUAUCAGCAGGGAUGAGUGCGCCCGGAGAAGGUCAGGAUCCCGGGAUGAUGCCCACUCAACACACCUGCUGCUUGCAGACCCCACAGGUAACAACCUUUGAAGACGUAGCAGUGUAUUUCUCGCGGGAGGAGUGGCAAUGUCUGCGUUUCACGGAGAGAGAAAUGUACAAGGACGUGAUGAUGGAAAACUUCUAUUGUCUACUGUCUAUAGGUUACAUCACUGUGAAACCUGACAUUGUAUCCAUGAUAGAGAAGGGGGAGGAGCCGUGGAUCACAGAACGAUGGCCGCCCAAGCUAUCACGGAGGGGUCCAGAUGGAGAUCUGAUAUUGCUGUCAACUCGGUAUGGAAUGUCUGCAGCCUCGAAGCCUCAUGGAGCAGUAAGCCAAAGUCCUGAUGAUACUAGCAAGCUACUGCCCCCUGCUGACCCUGUGGAAACCAAGAAACAGGAGCAAUCACGACCUUGUUCUGAACGCAGAAACCAGAUGCCUAAGAGGCUCUCGGUUAAAAAACACCAGAAGUCCCUCACCGUCGUGAAGCCGUAUUUCUGCCACCAAUGUAGAAAGAGUUUUAGCACAAAACCGCAUCUUGUUAGGCAUCAAGUCACUCACUCAGACAGAAAACCACUGACCUGUCCAGAAUGCGGAAAAUGUUUUAUGCAAUACUCAACUUUUUUUUUACACAGCAGGAUCCACAAGGGAGAGACGCAGUUUUCAUGUUUGGAAUGUGGAAAGCUUUUCAUGCAGAAGUCUGAUCUUGUCAAACAUGAGAGAACACACAUGGGACAGGGACAGAAGCCCUUUGUUUGCACCAUAUGUGACAAAAGCUUCAGCAUAAGUUCAGGUCUUGUAAAACACUUGAGGAUCCAUACAGGGGAGAAGCCCUAUACCUGCUCUGUGUGUGGUAAGUGUUUUAGGCAGAAGACACAUCUGGACAAACAUAAAAUAACCCAUUCUGAGGAGAAGUUCUUCUUUUGUUGGGAGUGUGGGAUACGUUCUUCAUCUGCUACAGAUCAUGCAAAACAUAAAUUAAUACACUCUAGUGUUAAGCCAUUUUCAUGCUCUGAAUGCCAAAGGCGAUUUAGGUGGAAGUCAUCGCUUUUGGAACACAUGAGGAUUCACACGGGUGAGAAACCAUUUUCCUGCUCACAGUGCACAAAAACAUUUCGUUGGAAGUCUUCCCUAGUGGAACAUCAGAGAGUUCACUCAAUAGACAAGCUUUUUUCUUGCACAGAAUGUGCAAAAUCUUUCUAUAAACGAUCUAACCUAGAGCAGCAUCAAAGGACACACACAGGAGAGAGGCCAUAUGCAUGCUCAGGGUGUGACAAAAGGUUUAGCCGGAAAAGACAUCUGUUACGGCACCAGGUGGUUCACAGCGAAGAGACUCCAUUUUCUUGUUCGGAGUGCGGAAAAUGCUUUAAUCGGGAGAAGGCACUGACCCAGCACCAGAAAAUCCACAAUAAAAAGAUCUGCCCUUCCAAAGAUUGUGGGAAAGUCUUUACCUACCAGUCUGAACUCUUGAAGCAUCUAAGAUCUCACUCUGGGGAGAAACCAUAUACCUGCUCAGUUUGCGGGAAAUGCUUUAGCAGCAUGUCGAACCUUGGGAAUCAUCAGCAUAUUCACACAGGGGUAAAAUCACAUGCCUGCACAGAAUGUGACAAACGGUUUGCUCAGAAAUCUGCCCUCAUCAAACACUUUAGAACCCACACAGGAGAAAAACCAUACGAGUGUCUUGUUUGUAAUAAACGCUUUAGCCAAAAAUGCCAAGUUGCCAAGCAUGAGAAAGUCCACACCAAAGUGCAGCAAUUUUCUUGCCAAGACUGUAAUAAAAAUUUCUUGACCAAGUCAGAUCUUACUAGACAUCUCAUGGUCCACACAGGAAAGAAACUGUUCUCCUGUUUGGACUGCGACAAAAGCUUUUGUAGAAAGUCCAACCUUAAACAGCAUGUGAAAACUCACUCAGGGGAGAAGCCAUUUUCAUGCGUUCAUUGUGAGAAGUCCUUUAUAACCAAAACACAUCUGGCCCGCCACCUGGCCAUGCAUGAGGAGGAAAAGCCUUUUAUCUGUGCUCAUUGUGGCCAAGCUUUUGCUCAAUACUCUACCUUUGUGCAGCAUGAGAAGAUUCACAAAGACGUCAGUCCAUUUUCUUGUUCCGAUUGUGGAAAAGUCUUCUCUCAGAAGUCGGGUCUUGAGAAACAUGUUAGAACCCACACUGGUGAGAAACCAUACUCCUGUUUAGAGUGUGGAAAAUGUUUCAGCGUCAACUCAGCCCUCAUAAACCAUAGAAAAGUACAUACUGGGGAGAAACCGUUUUCGUGUACUAUGUGUCUGAAAAGUUUUAGCCAGAAGUCCCAUCUAGAUAGGCACAAAAAGGUCCACAGUGAGAAGAAACCAUAUAUUUGCUCAGUAUGUGGCCAAGGCUUCACAGACAGUUCCAGGCUGAUUAAACAUAAGGCUGUCCACCAAGGGAACAAACCAUUCUCUUGUACUGAAUGCAAAAAGAGCUUCAACUGGAAGUCGUCUCUUGUAGAACAUACCAGACUUCACACAGGCGAAAAGCCGUAUGUGUGUCCUGUGUGUGGGCUAACCUAUUCGAGGAGGUCUGCUCUUAAGAAACACCAGAGAACUCACACAACGGGUGAAGCAGAUGACUGUAGAUUCUCAAAUAUCGAACAAAAUAAUUCACUGCAUGGAGGAGAAGAUAGUGGAAUUUCAGGAAAUCAAAAACAUUUUAAUGACAUUACUGUAAAAUUAGAAAUCAAAGAGAAUGAGGAUAUGGGUUUCUAGUAAUGGAACUGGCAUUAAAUAUAGACCUCUUUG